AUUGCCACCCAUAUUCACAAUGGACUAAACUGGGACAUAAAUGCAGACAAAGACUGAACAGCAACUGUUGUCCACGUGAGCUGUGCAUUUGAAAAUGAAAGGGCAAAUCAUAAACACCACAGAUAGUUUAAGGUAAACAGGUACAUAGAUUCACAUUCUGCUGGCAUGAUAACAUGGCUCAUGGAUGAACAAAUGCAUAUGAACUGCUGGCGGAAAUCUUUCUCAGAUUGAGAGAGAAAUUCCCGAACAUUCAUUUGGAAAACAAUUUUCCUUGACAGGGGCCUUGUUGUAAGCUAAGCUAGUAGAUGUAUGUGUGCUUUCACACACCAAAUGAUGUCCCCAGUUCUGUUUGCAUGCGGUGGUUUGCAUGGUUUGGGAUCCCGACCACAAAUACACCUUUGAUGCACUGAAUAAAUACAUACUGUAAUAUAGCCCUGUUUGACUUGGAGGUCAAAUCAGGCAUUGGUUGGAGCGGUUGAGAGACAAUUCAUAACUGGACGUUGUGAUUGGAUGUUGCUGGUCCUGGUGACGCAGAGGGUGCAAGGUUAAGUGAGAGGUGUUUGUUUUCUUGGCUAAUCUUGCUGCACGCCUCUUUGACUUCGGUGUUUAGUCUACAAUAGCCAAAAAGGCUCAAGUGAUCUGUUGCCUCCUUCUGUUAUCUUGGCACUUCAUCAAAAAGUAAAUCUCGUAAUUGAUUCUGUGAUAAAAAGAGGAGAUUGAGAAAAAGAGAAAUUAGACAUAAAUGUCUAUAAUGUGAUAAUUAGUGAAAAUGAGACCCUUGAGUAUGUGUGCACGGACACACACGCACACACCCACACACACAUACACAUGUACAGGCAUACGGACGCCAACAGGACUGAGGAAAGAUCGCUUUUCUUUCUUCUGUCUAACCGCCAGGCCCCACCCCCUUCUUUUCUAAGAGAGGUUUUCUUCCACUUGACCUUAGUGGCCUAAUCUGAGUGCCAGAGACAUGCUGGUGUGUGCGGUCUGUGUAUGCGCGGUGUGUGUGCGCAGAGUGUGUGCUGCGUGUGUCUGAGGACGCUGCCUGCGCCCUGUGCUGGCUACCCCUGGAGCACAGCCAGACCCUCCGUCCUGCGCGGACCCUGUGCCUGUGUGGAGGACCAGACCGCGCGUGUAACAGCUGUGUUUCCUCCGUGUGGAGCUCACGGACAUGGAGCCUGUGCUGGGGGGUGACAGCCCGCCCCGGGGGGCUCCGAUGUCCAGGGCGGGAAGCUGUGGGGAGUUCCACCAGACCACUCAGGAGAAUUCUGGCCAGAGUCGGUCUGCAUCUUUGACAGGAGAAGCCAAGAUCUGUUCACUACCUGAGAACAAAAAGAAGAUGAAGGCACAGCGGCGGCAGUCUGCCCCGUCCCUGGUCAUCAGCAAAGCACUCACAAAAUCCAGGACCAUCUCCAGGGAGAACUGCCUGUCUCCCAUCAGCCCGGAGUCCUGUCCCCUAGUCCAGUCCUUUUUGACCCCGUCUCGGACGUUUGUCACGCACGGACACGCCCAGCUGAAGACGGGCCUUCAAACACAGGAACGCUACCUCUUCCUCUUCAACGAUAUCCUCCUCAUUGCCAAAGCUAAGUCCUCGACACACUUCAAGCUGAAGGCCCAGGUGCGUGUGUGUGAGAUGUGGACAGCCAGCUGUGUGGAGGAGGUGUGUGAGGGCAGCAUGCACCCAGAGAGGAGUUUCGUCAUGGGCUGGCCCACCUGCAACUGCGUGGCAACCUUCAGUUCUGUGGAACAGAAAGAGAGAUGGCUCUCCUUCAUCCAAAGCCGAAUAACAGAAGAGAAAGAAAAAGAUGAUCCCAAAACAAUUUCUCUUAAAAUAUUUGCAAAAGACAUUGGGAACUGUGCAAGUGCCAAGACCCUGCCUGUCAGCCAAUCAGACUGCGCUACAGAAGUCAUCCACAUGGCGCUGGAGCAGUUUGGGAUUGUGGGCUGCGUGAAAGACUACCAGCUGUGGGUGAGCUCCCGAAAGGACGACCCUCCCUACCCUCUCAUUGGGCACGAGUUCCCCCUCAGCAUCAAAAUGAGCCACGUCCGGGAGAAAGCCUCACAGGCCGGGAGAGUGAAGGACCCCGUCACCCCUCUGGACCUGCUGGGGCAGCUUCCCCUGGACACGCAGUGCCAGUUCAUCCUGAAGGCCCGUCGAGUGGCAGCGGGGCAGAUCUUAACGGAGCCAGUGCAGAAGCCCCUCAGGAGGAAACGCUCCCUCAUUAACUGGGCCUUCUGGCGCGGCUCCAGCUCCCAGCUGGACUGCCUGCCCCCGUCGCCCACGUCGCCCGCCCCGGGACGGCUCUUCGGCCUGCCGCUCAGCGCCGUGUGCGAGGGCGACGCCCUCCCCAAACCUGUCAUGGACAUGCUGGUGUUUCUCUACCAGGAGGGCCCGUUCACCCGCGGAAUCUUCCGGCGCUCCGCCAGCGCCAAGGCCUGCCGCGAGAUGAAGGAGCGUCUGAACGCCGGGGCCGACGGCCUCCCUCUCACCAGCGAGUGCAUCUUCGUCACCGCCGCCGUCUUCAAGGACUUCCUGCGAAACAUUCCGGGCAGCCUGCUGUCCCAGGACCUGUAUGAGCAGUGGCUGGGGGUGAUGGAACGUGCCGGAGAGUGUGACAAGGACAAAGUGCAAGCAGUACAGAGGUUGGCUGAGCGCCUGCCCAAGGAGAACCAGCUGCUCCUGAGACACAUGCUCGCCAUGCUGCACUGCAUCCAGUGCCACGCCCAUCACAACCAGAUGAACAGUUUCAACCUGUCCGUCUGCAUCGCUCCCAGCAUGCUCUGGGCCCCCGCCCCCUGCAGCCCGGACGUGGAGAGCCAAGGUACCAAGAAGGUGUCCGAGGUGGUCCGGUUCAUGAUUGAACACUGUUGUGAGGUGCUGGGCGAUGAUGUCACUUCCUUGUUUGGUGGAUUCCCUCAGAAGGGCGGCAACCACAUAUCUGAUGCGUCCACCGUCCAGCUGAACGACUCGUCCUACGACAGCCUGGAGAACGAGCUGAACGACGACACGGAGUCUCCCUUCCCAGACCUGCGGGGGCGAAAGGACAAGCAGGAGAACAGGAGCCGCGACUCCGUCAUCACCCUGAGCGACUGCGACCUGGACCAGCCCGACCCCGACCCCGUCCCCAUGCCUGUCCACCUGCAGCUCCCCCCUCUGGUCCACCCCAGGAAGUUCACCCAGUCUGUGCACCAGCCCCACCCUCCCCCUCCCGCACACGGGGACGCCUCUGAGCGGGACGCCCUCUCUCGACAGGGAACCCGCUGGCUGCGGCGAUGUUCCGAACCCGCCAUCAGACAUCCCGCCUCCAGCCUGAUGCCAAACCUCGGGCCGCACAGUAUGGCGGUCCGCAAAACCAGCUAUGACGAUGUAAUGAAUCACGGCGAGGGCGAGGUUUUUGUGGACUCGCAGCAAGACGGACAGACAGGUGCAGGGGACGGGGGCGAUGAGGUUGAGCGGGACAAGCGGAGUACGCGGGACGUCCUAAGGUGGAAGCACAAGCUCCCCUCGCCACUGCGUCUGGACAUCAGCUGCUCCAGCCUGUCCUCUCCUGCUACGUCCCCCUCCGGCUCAUCCAUGAGCUCACUGGACAGCGCCUUUUCCCAGUGCUCCACAGACUACACGGUCCCCACAUCUGCCGUGGGGAGCUCUUCCCCCAAAUACCCUACCCCCAAUUCUCCUCGCUCCCCUGUCACCACCUUUCCACUCUUCCAUGGCACUGUCCCCGCCCCCAGCACAACAUCCCACAGGGAGCACUGUGAGUGGAACCAACACAAGAUUGGCCACGGCCUGCACCCCAACACUUGGCUGAAGAGGGACCGAAGACUGUCGUUACGGCAGCAGGACCAGAGUGGCUGGGAAGAGGAAGAACCUAGGGAGCUGAGCAGUGGGCCUAGCAACAGGCCCCUCCCCUCCAAUGGGUUGUUGCUGAGCAAUGACAGAAAAGCCCAUGGACUUGGAGACCCUUCUAGAAAGAGAUCCAGCAGCCCUCCUUCCUAUCAGCAAGCCAUGCUGCAAAUCCAGGACCCCCGGUCCCCCGUUUGCAAGGCCAGGGACCAGGUGCUGACAGUGAAGGAGCUGAGACAGCUGCAUGACCAAGCUUCUGCGAGGAGCAGGGGAAGUGAUGUCACUCAACAGAGCACAUCGGCAGUAAGAGGUAGUCUGCCCCAGUCAGUGUUCUUUGGACAGGCCUCCUCCAGCAUGACUCUCCAGAGGCAGAAGUCCCACUCCCUCAUCUCAGCCAUGGAGGGGUCUCGCAGGACCUCCAUUGCUGGUAGGCGGGCAUCCGAACCCUUGGUGGGCCGCUGUGCUUCACGCCGAAUCUCCACCCCAGAUCUGGAGAGGCUUCACAGCCAGGCGCUGGUCCAAGGGAGCAAGGCUUUAGCAGGCAAGACCCUGCAGGACUCUGGGCUUAAGGGCUCCUGCGUGGAGCCGCUCCACAACAGCGCGGGUCUGGACCUGGAGCCCAGGUUCUGCCAGGCGGUGAGGGACUACUUCUCGCGCACGCACACGGACCCAGAAUCCUGCUUGAGGAGGAGCCAGGAGGUGGCCGCGGCCAUCGUCCAGAGCAAGCGGGAGUGGCGGAGCAGGAGGUGCAGCGACCCCAGGUUCGACGACUUCGACCAAAUGUUUUUCGCCGAAGAGUCUUACGUGUGAAUUGUUUCCAAAAUGAGCUUCUCUGUUCAGUCCGCUUCCCCGUUCUCUGUCAGCCAGCUGUAAAUUUUGUGGAUGUAUUUUCAUAGUGUUGUCAGCACCACAAACGCUUUGGGCAGGAACACCGAUUCUUUCACACACCAUCCUAAACCUUCCUCACACACCUCUCUCUCACAGAAACAAGGGUCAUCUACACGCUGAUUAAAACUAUUUUAAUUUUUGUGUUCUUACUAAUGUACUUAUCGGAAGCAAAGACACUACCCAUCAAAACCAAUGGCUUGUAUUUACAGAAGAGCACAUGGUAGUCACAGUUGUAUAGUACAUUGUAAGGCCAGGGUUCCGUUUUUGUAAAAAAUAUAUUUAUCUGCAAUAUAUUGUUGAACUCGCUGAAAUGCUGUCUAGAUUUCUAAUAGUCAUCAAAUAAAAUUGUGCAGCUUCUGCUUGUUUCUGUGCAGUAACACGUAAAACAUUGCAGAAACAGAAGUACGGAUGUCGCUCGUGUGACUGCACACUAGUUUCCGCUGCAUAGGUAGGUGUCAAGUUCAGUUGUCAAGUGUGGGAGUAACUAUGUCCAUGGACAUAUUUUGAAUAAAGGGAAAGAAAACGAGGACUUUAAAUCAUAAAAAUGAGUUUGAGGCAAACGUGUACUGUUGCAGGCAUGUAAGAAUGGAGUCUCAGGACUUCAGUACUGAUUUUUUACGAUCUCGGGCCCAGAGUAGUCAGGUGGAGAUUACACCUACUUAAAGGGAACCCACUAUACCCAUUGUGUACCGGUGUUUUAUAAAUAUAUUUUUAGAUACAAGUAUGAAAUGCAGUAUACAUCUGUGCAUACUUGCUAUACACUGUUAUCAUUGUCAUUGACGGUAUGCUGUAUACAUGCUAUUUUCUCUUGUGUUGUAUAUGCUAGCAUUGGCAAUAGUUAUAUUGCCAAAAACCAUUAAUAAUAGAAAUAGUGUCUGAAAGAAGUACUGUUUAUAAGCUAAUGGUAUUUCCUAUUUGUUGUUUGACUUCCUUUGAAAACACAGCAGUUUUAAUACAGCACUAUGUACUUAGAGCACUACCCUUUGUAAGUGAGUUAGAGGACUAUGCCAUAAAACUAGCUAUCAAAGUGGCAUUCCAGAUUAUAUCACAAUCAAAAAGUGAAUAGGCCAAUUCAGAGCAUUCUCCUUUAGCCUGUAGUUGCUGUCAAUGAAGGAGAGAUUAUUAGGAGCCAAUAUUCAAAGUUCCCAGCAGGAAUGUUAGAAUUAAAAAAUGCUACAGCACUUUCUCUUCCAUAGCUUAAUCCCAAUCUCCGUUUAUAAUGGAGAACACAGAGUGGCAAAACCACAGUAAUUGCGUGUAUAGGUAUACAGGUAGUCACAGGUGUACAUAUUAUAUUUAUGUUUCCUUGAUAUUUUUAAAAUGUUUGAGCUGUCACAUCGCUGCCAAUGAUUCAUAAGCGUAUAAUGCAGAAACUUUAUAUCUAAUAUAUUUUCCGUAAUCUCUAUUUGUUUAUUGUGUAUAGUUUUGUAUGUACAUUAAUAUGAUUCUGGAGUGGUAGUUUGUAAGGAAGUGAAUGUGUUUUUUGUACAUGCCAAUCCAGCUGCUGUCUAUAAAAUUAUAUCUGCUGCAAUAGUGUACCAUUUCUACAUUGUGUAUAUCAGAUCUGUAAUGCACAUGGCAAUUAACAGUAACAAAUAUAAUAAAGUAUCACACUUGUGAAAUAUUCACUUGAAAAA
Molecule: messenger RNA, 6369 nt
Organism: Anguilla anguilla (European eel)
Lineage: Eukaryota; Metazoa; Chordata; Actinopteri; Anguilliformes; Anguillidae
Product: rho GTPase-activating protein 20-like
Exons: 16
Coding region: 1172-4654 (1160 amino acids)
Biological process (GO): signal transduction; regulation of Rho protein signal transduction
Molecular function (GO): GTPase activator activity
Source: RefSeq, a predicted model, not a curated record